AUGCCCUCUUUCAAGUUCGGCUUUGACCCUUAUGAGUACACCAACGGGCGUUGGCUACGCGCCGACGCUGCCCAACGCGAUGCUCGCCGUGUCAACUUCGACUUCCCGGCUCUCUGCCAGAAGGCAAUAAGCUCGGUGGCUGGGGCCAAGGGGACUUUAGAAUGCUCAAAAGUGGAGGGCAACUUCAACCGAGCAUUCAUCAUUCGUUUCGACAACGGGACCAAGGUGGUUGCCAGAGUGCUGGACUGGAGCGAUGACCCGUCGAACUCAGUUGGAACAGAAUACAUCAUCAUGGAGCAUGUUUUUGGUGUACAACUACAACAACAUUGGCCGGACAUGACCGGUCUCCAGCGUCUAGAGUGUGUUCAAAACCUGGCCAACCUGGUCAAGCAAAUGCACGACUUAGAGUUCCUGGCCUACGGAAGCAUCUACUUCAGCGACGGGCUUGUCACUUCGUCGAACUCAGUUCGUCUUGACACUCGUUUCUGCAUUGGGCCAAACUCGGGUUCGCGGUACUUCCCCUGUUACCCUACAGAACACCGCUUUUACAACAGGAAACCACUAAAUCGCGGCCCUUGGAAAACCUUCAAUGACUUCACCCGCGGUCUGUUGGAUGCGGGAAAUUCCCGCAUCCCUGACGAGAUUCUGCCAACAAGACCUGCCUUCCGCGGCACGGCUGAGGAGCAUGUUGCGUUGCUCUCAGAGGCUGAGGCUGUGCUUCAGGCACUCAGCCGCGAUCCGCGCAUCGAGAAGAUUUCGUCUCCGCUUCUGCUCCACCCGGACUCACAAAAGCGGAACAUAUUUGUAGAUCCGGACGAACCUACCAAGAUCACGGCUGUUAUUGAUUGGCAGUCAACCUGUCUCGACCCGGGGCUGCUCUAUUCUAAUGAAAUGCCUGACUUGUGCGAGCAUCCUAAAGGUAUAGCUCACGAUGCCAUGGACUCGUGUGAUGGUUUUCAGACUCCGGAUGGAAGAGAGGCUUAG
Diaporthe citri is the source of this 984-nucleotide messenger RNA. RefSeq lists its product as uncharacterized. The record is from RefSeq and is a predicted model, not a curated record. Lineage: Eukaryota; Fungi; Ascomycota; Sordariomycetes; Diaporthales; Diaporthaceae. Gene Ontology annotation, cellular component: mitochondrion. The coding region runs from base 1 to 984 and encodes 327 amino acids. The transcript is spliced from 3 exons.